Messenger RNA from Pseudomyrmex gracilis, 2878 nucleotides. Its product is annotated as zinc finger protein 501-like. Bases 192 to 2207 code for a protein of 671 amino acids. The transcript is spliced from 6 exons. Lineage: Eukaryota; Metazoa; Arthropoda; Insecta; Hymenoptera; Formicidae. Gene Ontology annotation, biological process: regulation of transcription by RNA polymerase II. Gene Ontology annotation, molecular function: zinc ion binding; RNA polymerase II cis-regulatory region sequence-specific DNA binding; DNA-binding transcription factor activity. Gene Ontology annotation, cellular component: nucleus. The record is from RefSeq and is a predicted model, not a curated record.
UGUACAAACAAUGGAACUGUUGUUUCAUAUAUUUUUUGAAUAAUUCUUGUGACGACCGAUGUCGCUACUGUCAAGUUGGACUUGACGCUCGGAUGUGUACAAAUGUGCGCGUUGGUAAACAAAAAACUAAUAACUUAGCGAAAUAUAAGAAAAUAUUAGAAAGUAGAUAAUCAGACCUUGAUCUAAUCAACAUGAAUAUCGUCUGUGCUGUAUUGAAGUCUGACAUAAACGAAAGAGAUUCAACAAAUAUUUUCGAAAAGUCCUAUCAUCUUCGAGAAGUAGAUGUGCCACUGACAUGUAGCGUAGAUGCAACCAGGUAUCAUGAUCUCAAAAAUGUUUGUCGAAUCUGCGGUGGAUCAGCCGCGCAAGGAGUAGAUAUUUUUUCAGACAAAGGUAUAGAACACAGAUUAAAGGAGAAAAUAAACUUACACAUGCCUAUCUCAAUUGACACAGUGGAUCCCUCCACACCGCAGAGGUUAUGUACUGAUUGUUGCAACAAUUUGGAAAUUACACACUUGUUGAUUGUUUCGUGUUUAAGAACUGAUAUGCGAUUGAAGAGAUUGUUGAAUUUUGCAGGACAGCCAGGAUACGAGAACAAAUAUAAUACACUGGUUCAAGAAUGUUCAUUAGAGAUGGCACAGGAAAUAUGGAGUAAUGAUAGUAUGCAUCUUGACUCUAUGUUAUUUUCUGAAAGUAAGAUAGUAAAUUCUGACACCGAUGUAGCUUCAAAGAUACUAAAAAAAAAGAUGUGUUAUGGUUCACAGAAUGAAUGUACAACUGUAUCUAGAACUGAAGAUGAUAACAAUUGUGGAAAUAAACAGGAUAAUGUUAAAACAAAAUUUUCUCAGAUGCAUGAUCAUUUUCAAAGCAAUGUUGAACCAAACAAAAUGUCUCACGAAAAAAGUAUAAGAUGCGGGAACUGCAAGGAGGUUUAUCACGACAAAAGAGAAUUCUCAAAACAUAUUUUGAAAUUGCACGAAGGACAAUUGUUGUACAUGUGCACCAUGUGCGAGAAAACUUACGAGAAAUGGUCCAGCUUGGACGUUCAUGAAGCUACUCACAAGACGGACAAGCUUUAUCUCUGCGAUCUGUGCGGAAAGAGUUUCAAGCAUUCCAAUAAUUUAAGAGGUCAUAAGAGAAUUCACCUGGAUGAAUCCGUGAAGAAGAGACACGUGUGCGCAAUUUGUGGCAAUUCAUUUAGAUCACGAUUUCACUUGCGAGAGCAUAUGAAUCAACACGAUGGCUUCAGACCGUAUUCUUGCGAUCAGUGUGCGAAGUCUUUUCACAAGAGAAUCCAAUUGAGGCAGCAUAAAUUGACACACGGGUCUAACAGGCACAAAUGUCCAAUCUGCGGCGUAACGUUUAAUCGAAAAGGGAACAUGAACGCGCAUAUAAAACGACAUAAUAACGAACAUGGAACAUACACAUGUAGCGUCUGUUCGUGUAAGUGUAAGUCUAUGAGUGAGCUGCAGAUACAUAGGAAAAAUCACAGCGAGGAGGAAAUAAUUGACGGCAUUAAGAAGAAGUACACCGACAAGGAACUAUGGCGGUGCAGCGUUUGCAACAAAGUGUUCUCGAAGCGCGCUAAUUUAACGAAUCACGAGCGUUUACACAAAGGCGACAGGUUGCGCGUAGAGUGCAACGAAUGUGGCAAGAAAUUAGCGAGCAGAAGCUCGUUAAUGUAUCACAAGAAAUCGAUACAUCUGAAAGAAAGAUCGCACAUGUGCCACUACUGCGGAGACUCGUUCGUUUCGAGAGAGGCACGACUGAUUCACGAGAGAACGCACACCGGCGAGCGUCCGUACGUGUGCACGGUGUGUGGCAAACGUUACAGAUGCUCCAGCAAUCUCUGUCAGCACACAAAGAUCCACACCGGUUUGAAGCUAUACAAGUGCCAUUGCUGUAACAAGGAUUUUACGCGCAAAGGUGCGCUGAGUGUGCACGAGAGGAUUCACACGGGCGUCAAGCCGUACUCCUGUGUAAUCUGCGAUAAGAGGUUCGCGCAGAAGAACGAUAUGUUGAGGCACGCCAAGACACACAGUGCCAAAUCGACACAGCGCGACCAAAGUAAUCAGGACUCCGAACAGAGAGAUGAAGCAGAGCGUGGUGCCACGCACGAGCAGAAUGCUUCAACGAUUUCGGACUACGUCAACUCGCCACCGCAUGUUCUUCAGACUUACAUCACUCUUACUUCUUCAGAAAUAUAAAACUGUUGGAUCUGAUAAAAUCUGUGUCCAGAUAUUUGAGAGAAGUUGUGCAUCAUCUUGUCCAGUUUGCGAGAAAAAUAUCGUUACGAUUUAUAGAUGAUUUAUGUGCGAUGUGGUCUACAGAUAAAUCAUAGUAUCAUCAUAAAAAUGAGCACUUUUCUAAAGGUAACUUAUUAUAUUACGUAUGUCGAGAUAUCACACAGAGGAUUGUUUGACACGGAGUCCCCGGUCCAGGAUUCGGCAAGAGGACAGGUAGAGAAUAAAAGUCAUUGUUAUAUAUAGAAUAAUACUCUUUAUUGUUUUUGAUAGUUCUUGUUUUUCAUAUCGUGCGCUGCAGUUUGUUUUUAUUCAACUUUUGUUAUACUCAAUGUCCAGUUAAACGACUUCUUUUCGCUUUUACUGUCAGUUCUGCUGCUGCUGCUGCUAAUAUAUUUUGGUAGAACAUUAUGUGAUACAACUCCGCGAUUUUAGAACAAAGAGAAACGAAAGGAAAUGGCGACACGCCCGAUCACUCGCGCGAACACACGUGUGCCGUAUUAUUCGUCGACCGCAUAUAGGACUAGAGUAAUUGCGAUUUCUUUCUCUUUCUCUUUUUCUCAUUCGCCUUAUUCGCCGAUUGUGAUUUUUGUUUUUCUCAAUUCCUAAAUGAUCGAAGAGCACACGUGCUUUUG